Messenger RNA from Scomber scombrus (Atlantic mackerel), 1698 nucleotides. Its product is annotated as chromaffin granule amine transporter. Bases 1 to 1698 code for a protein of 565 amino acids. Gene Ontology annotation, molecular function: serotonin:sodium:chloride symporter activity; xenobiotic transmembrane transporter activity. Gene Ontology annotation, biological process: transmembrane transport; xenobiotic transport; aminergic neurotransmitter loading into synaptic vesicle. Gene Ontology annotation, cellular component: terminal bouton; synaptic vesicle membrane. The transcript is spliced from 17 exons. The record is from RefSeq and is a predicted model, not a curated record. NCBI's taxonomy places the organism in Eukaryota, Metazoa, Chordata, Actinopteri, Scombriformes, Scombridae.
AUGCGGUGGCUUCAUCAGAGUCGAGGUUCUCCCAGACUUGUUCUGGUGGUCGUGUGCGUCGCUCUGCUGCUCGACAACAUGCUGCUCACUGUGGUCGUUCCGAUCGUCCCGACGUUCCUUUACGCCAUGGAGCAUCCCGAUCCGGAUCUCCACACCAGCCGGCCCAGCCUCAGUGCACCGAGUCCUAGUCCUGGAUCACCUCCCUCCACCUUCUCUCCUCUGCUGUCCCUGUUUGAUAACUCCACCCCCCUGACCCCGACCCCGACCCCCGAGCCCGGAGCCACAGAGCUGCAGGCCAACCGGACCGCUGAUGCCACGACCACAACAGGUCAGACUGGGCCUUCACACUUCCUCAGCUGUGCUCUCAGCUCCAUCCUCUACAGCAGUGACUGCAUCAUCACCCACACUGUGGCUCAGUUCAAACAGGAUACAACCGUUGUUGGCCUCAUAACCAACAACAAUGAGGAGGCAUACAGGGAUGAGGAGGAGUCCUCUUGUCUUCAGGACAGUCGAUUUCUGGAGGAGGAGAACGUCCGUGUGGGUCUGCUGUUUGCGUCUAAAGCUCUGGUGCAGCUGAUGGUGAAUCCGUUCGUCGGUCCGCUAACAAACAGGAUCGGAUACCACAUCCCCAUGUUCGCUGGUUUCAUCAUCAUGUUUAUGUCCACUAUCAUGUUUGCGUUCUCAGGAACCUACGCUCUUCUCUUCUUCGCUCGCUCUCUGCAGGGAAUCGGCUCGUCUUUCUCUUCGGUGGCAGGUCUGGGUAUGUUGGCCAGUGUGUACACAAAUGAUGAGGAGAGAGGCAUCGCCAUGGGCAUCGCUCUGGGAGGACUGGCUAUGGGAGUUCUGAUUGGCGCUCCGUUCGGCAGUGUGAUGUAUGAAUUUGUGGGGAAGAGCGCCCCCUUCCUUAUCCUGGCCUUCCUGGCUCUGUUCGAUGGAGCGCUGCAGCUGUGCAUCCUGCAGCCCUCUAAGAUCUGUCCUGGGAGCGUGGAGGGAACGCCGCUGCUGACGCUGCUCAAAGACCCGUAUAUCCUCAUUAGUGCAGGCUCUCUGUGUUUUGCUAACAUGGGCGUUGCCAUCCUGGAGCCGACUCUGCCGAUCUGGAUGAUGCAGACCAUGUGCUCCCCGAAAUGGCAACUUGGUAUGGCCUUCCUCCCCGCCAGCAUCUCCUACCUGAUAGGAACCAACCUGUUCGGUCUUCUGGCCAACAAGAUGGGACGGUGGCUUUGCUCCAUGGUGGGAAUGUUUAUAGUCGGAGUCAGUCUGCUGUGUGUACCUUUUGCCACCAGCAUCUAUGGUCUGAUUGGACCAAACGGAGGUCUGGGCUUCGCCAUAGGUAUGGUGGACUCCUCUAUGAUGGCCAUCAUGGCUUACCUGGUCGACAUCCGCCACGCCUCCGUCUACGGCAGCGUGUAUGCUAUCGCUGACGUAGCGCUGUGUAUGGGCUUCGCUAUCGGUCCGUCCACAGGGGGCGCUCUGGUGCAGGCGGUGGGUUUCCCCUGUCUCAUGGUGUUUAUCGGGGUCAUCAACAUCCUGUACGCUCCGCUCUGCUUCCUGUUACGUAACCCUGCUGUCCGAGAGGAGAAGAUGGCAAUCAUCGAUCAGGAGUGUGUGAUGCACAGGAAAAGUUACAACACAGAGAAGGAGAGUCGCGACUUUCCUCUGAGCGACUACAGCGAAGAAGAAGAGACGGAGGAGUGA